UGAAAACAAUUAAAGGCAUUUCCAUCCAUUUUUUUCAUUCUCAUUAUUUUAAUGCCCAAUUUUGUGCAACUCGAAUAAUCAUUAUGAAGAGGAUAAAAGUCAAGAGGAUAAGACCCAAUAUAUUAUUUGAAACAUGGCUGGAAGAGUGGAGAGAUGAGGCUAGCCUGCGCAAUUCAGAGUUGCAAUAUCAUUUUUCGAAAGCACUCGAGGCACUCAGGAAGUAUCCACUGCCAUUGCAAAGCGGGAAGGACUGCAUUCUGCUUCAGCAUUUUGGUAGUAAAUUGUGUGCCAUGAUUGAUAAGAGAGUGCAGCAACAUCAAGCUGUCCAAGCACCUGAUCAACCUGAGGAUAAUCCUCUGACGAUCGAAAAGGGAUUGAAAAUCAGUGAUGAUAGCAAGAAACAGCAGGAGAAAAAUGGAAAUACACCUGUUAUGGAAAUUUCCGACGAUGAAGUCUUGAUGGAUGAGCCUUGCAGCAGUAAAAAUGCUAGGAUUGUUCCUCUAGACGAAGAUGCUAGGGUUGCUCCCCUAGAUGAUGAAUGCAUUAUGGUUGAUCCCGGUUGCAGUGAAAAUUUCAGAAUGACUCCUAGAGAUGAUCAACCCAUGAUGAGAAUUCCAAGUUGUAGUGAAAGGGAGGAAAGAAAUGACGAGCCUGAACCUUUAGCUAGACCUUCUAGAUUUAGUCUAAUGCCCACUUGUUUUGAUAUCAUUUUGCUGAUUGAUACUCAGGAAGUUAAAGGAAAAGAUAAGGACGAUCCUGUAAUCACUCAAUUAACCCGUGAAAAAAUAUCUUUCGAGAUUCGUCAUCUGAACGUAGGAGAUUUCCUCUGGAUCGCUCGAUGUCGCAGCACGAAACAAGAAUUAGUGCUUCCCUACAUCGUUGAACGCAAGCGAAUCGAUGAUUUGGCGUCCAGCAUCAAGGACGGAAGGUACCACGAGCAAAAGUUUCGACUGAAGCAAUCUGGAAUUCCUAAUGUCGUGUACAUGAUUGAGAAAUUGCCCAACGGUACCAUGAAUACUUCGAUACCCCUGACUACUCUACUCCAGGCAGCAACGAAUUCAGCAGUUCAGGACGGUUUCACCAUUAGACACACUAGGAAUCAUCGAGACUCUAUGCUGUAUCUAGCGACGUUCACGAAAAUACUUAUAAAAUUAUUUAAGGAUAAAUUAUUGAUCGAAUGUGAUAAAAACAGUCUUCCGAAGAAAAGCGAUGUUAAAAGUGAAGAAAUGACCCUCAUGGAAUUUGAAACAUUCAACAAAUCCUCGGCAAAAGUAAAAACGUUAAGAGUCAAGGACAUGUUCGUAAAACAGCUCAUCCAAAUAAAAGGGCUCUCCCUCGAUGGGACCCUGGCCAUUGUCGAGCGAUAUCCGUCCCCCUUAGCCCUGAGGAAAGCUUUCGAGGCUGCGGGAAACGAUGGGGAAAAGCUCUUAGCAACUUUACAAUUCGGCCGAACCAAGCGGAAAUUGGGACCGGUUCUUGCCAAGAUAAUAUACCAACUUUAUACGCUGGACGACCUUCGCUGAAUGAAAAUGUUAGGGCUGAUGUUAUUUGUUGAUCAAUUAUUAUUUUUAAAAUAAAAUUUUUAACAUAUACAAUAUAAACAAAUCGAUAUAUAUUAUUAUUUAAUUUAGAACGGAAGUGGUGAAGGGAGAUAAUUCAAGAUGCAUCGAUUAUAUAUUUAAAAAAAUGUAAUGUAUAAGUAUGCAUUUAAAUUCACUCCAUAUUGUUUAUAAUCAAAGUCAAUUAACGCCAUUUUGGGGUAUUUUAACCAAAUUUUUACGAAACCAACUUGUACGAUGGCUCAAAAUGUUUGUUUUGAUUAUGAGAAUUACUGAAAAAAAGACGAAAGAAAUAAAACAUCACAUAAUUUU
This is a messenger RNA of Diachasma alloeum, 1871 nucleotides long. It is a transcript of the gene mus81, whose product is annotated as crossover junction endonuclease MUS81. Gene Ontology annotation, molecular function: crossover junction DNA endonuclease activity; DNA binding; 3'-flap endonuclease activity. The record is from RefSeq and is a predicted model, not a curated record. Gene Ontology annotation, cellular component: nucleus; Holliday junction resolvase complex. Gene Ontology annotation, biological process: mitotic intra-S DNA damage checkpoint signaling; resolution of meiotic recombination intermediates; double-strand break repair via break-induced replication. The transcript is spliced from 4 exons. The coding region runs from base 84 to 1523 and encodes 479 amino acids. NCBI's taxonomy places the organism in Eukaryota, Metazoa, Arthropoda, Insecta, Hymenoptera, Braconidae.